Messenger RNA from Closterium sp. Yama58-4, 1596 nucleotides. NCBI's taxonomy places the organism in Eukaryota, Viridiplantae, Streptophyta, Zygnematophyceae, Desmidiales, Closteriaceae. The record is from the annotation of a GenBank genome assembly.
AUGUCAGGCAAAUUGCCUCGUCGAGACUCGCACUGUCAGGCGAUUGUGGUUCUUGUCGCGUUGCUCUUCGCGCUAUCGCUCGCCGUGUCUCAGACCGUCGCCGAGUCCGCUUUCAAUUCCCAGAAGAGACUCAUUGCUUCUGACAAUAGCCAGCAUCAGCAAGGGCAACAGCAGGAUGGGAACGCGACGAGCGUGCAAGUAGGACCAGGCAUCCCUAUCGAUCCCUCUCGCAUCACUCGCCUUUCGUGGGAGCCGAGGGCCUUCCUGUACUCGGGCUUUCUCUCUCACGACGAGUGCGACCACCUCAUCAACCUCGCCCGGGACAAGGUGACGCGCUCAUCUGUAGCAGACAACGAGUCGGGGAAGAGCGUGCUGAGCGAGAUCCGCACAAGCUCUGGCACGUUUCUCAACAAAUACCAGGAUGACAUCGUGAAGCACAUAGAAGAGCGAAUUGCUGCCUGGACCUUCCUUCCAAAAGAGCAUGGUGAAGCCAUUCAGAUCCUCAAGUAUGAGAUAGGGCAGAAGUACGAGGCCCACUUUGACUAUUUCUUUGACUCAGUCAACACGCAGAUGGGCGGGCACCGGGUGGCGACGGUGCUCAUGUAUCUCACCACUGUGGAGGCAGGGGGAGAGACCGUGUUUCCCAAUGCGCAGCCCAAGCCUGCUAUGGACGCCACUGCAUCUGACUGUGCAAACAGAGGCCUGGCAGUCAAGCCUCAGAAGGGAGACGCGCUGCUCUUCUACUCCCUCCACCCGGACGGCACCACCGACCAGUCAUCAUUGCAUGCCAGCUGUCCCGUCAUCCGCGGGGAGAAGUGGUCAGCAACCAAGUGGAUCCACCCGUCCGUCAGGAUGAUCGACGGCGCAGCGCUGCUCCCCGCGCAGGUGCUGCGCAACCUCUCCGACAAGCUCUACGACAAACGCAAGGCGGCCGCGCUCGAGGUGCGCGUAGGGGGAAAGCGCGGGGAACGGUUUCUGCGCAACCUCUCCGAUAAGCUCUACGACAAGCGCAAGGCGGCCGCGCUCGAGAUCAAGACACCAGUGAAUGCGGCUGUAGCGGAGGAGAAAGAUGAGGAAAACUACUUUUUUUUUCUCCCUCCCUCUCUUCUCUUCAUCCCCAAUCCCCCCUCCCCCUUUGCCGGCCUCCAUUUCCCUCAUUGUGCUAUGUGUGCUGCGCAGAUCGAGACGGCAAUCGAGACGGCAGUGAAGGCGGCUGUAGCAGAGGGCAAUGAUGAGCGGAUCAACGCAAUCAUUUCCCUGCUGGCCAAUGAUUACGCUACGUCAGCACAGCCGAACCAGAGAAAGGGGGGUCUCAUAGGGCUGGCGGCGGUCACAGUGGGGCUGGGCCCUGAUGCCAGUCACUACCUCGAUCGCAUUGUGCCAGAGGUGCUCAAGUCGUUCUCAGACUCAGACAGCCGCGUGCGCUACUACGCCUGUGAAGCACUCUACAACAUCGCCAAGGUGACACGUGGCGACUUCAUAGUGUUCUUCAACGAUGUGUUCAACGCCCUGUGCAAGCUGUCUGCCGACCUGGACCCCAACGUGCAGUCCGCUGCGCACCUGCUGGACAGGCUUGUCAAGGUGAGAAGUGAGUAA